This is a messenger RNA of Drepanopeziza brunnea f. sp. 'multigermtubi' MB_m1, 1953 nucleotides long. The record is from RefSeq and is a predicted model, not a curated record. Lineage: Eukaryota; Fungi; Ascomycota; Leotiomycetes; Helotiales; Drepanopezizaceae.
AUGCAUGGGGUGCGCAACGUUGUUUAUUUGAUUGUCGGUACUCCGUGCUUGGUUUUUCCAGGACCCUCAACCACAGUAGGAAAGAAGGCCAGUCUCGACAAGGAAUCCAGCCAAUCAAAAGUAAAAUUCAAGGUUUUCCGUGGGGUCCGGAUUGCUGCAAAAGCUGCAUGCUCGGGUAGAGCUCCCGGACAUCCCACGAGCACUCGGCUUCUGACUCGGCCUGACGCCAUAUGUGGAAGCUCCGGUAAUCGACAGAUCGUCAAACCCGACGGGGUUAAGCUGACACCAGUACCGCAGAGUUUCUCCUCGUGCUGCGAACACUCAGCAACCGGACGAGAAACGAAGAAAGAGCCUCUCGGAAACUCUUCGAGCAGAACGAAUCUCCAAUACAUGACCAGGUUCGACUAUCAUCUGAGGCCGUCGGAACUGGAUAUGGAUCCGAUCACGGGAAGAAAGACCUCUAGCUCAUCCUUCAAUGGCUCUGCUGUAAAUUCGAUCGAAAUAUACUCGGCGGAGAAGGCUGCCGUAGCUACACCACAGCCAUCCCCAUCCAUGGUCCCAGAAGGUGGCAAGAGUGCGGCCACUUACGAUCUUGAGCAUCAUAAGCCACCAGUAACACCUGCCGUCGACUUUCCCGAUGGCGGAAUUCUGGCCUGGGUGCAGGUUCUCGCAGGAUUCUUUCUGAUGUUCUCCAGUUGGGGACUGGUCACUUCGUUCGGAGUUUUUCAGACAUACUAUAUUCAACCUCCAGCACUUGCAACGCAAUCGAAAAUCUCCGGGAUUGGUUCAGUUCAAACAUGUCUACUGCUCUUCUGCGGAGCGUUCAGCGGGCGUUUGAUGGAUGCCGGUUACGCCCGCCUGAUGAGCUCCGUUGGGUCCGUAAUGAUUUUCAUUGGUCUUUUUAUGGCCUCCUUUUCAGGACACGGCACUUUCGAGAAUACUGAUAAGACACACUUGGAAUACUGGCAGCUUUUGCUGAGCCAGGGAUUCUGUCAAGGGUUGGGCAUGGGAUUGACAUUCCUUCCAAGUGUCGGCAUUCCAGCGACCUACUUUGUCAAGAGAAGGGCUUUGGCGACGGGCGUCGUGGCAUGUGGUGCGAGCAUUGGUGGUAUCAUAUAUCCCAUUGUCUUUAAUGAGCUACUCGAACGCGUCGGCUUUCGUUGGGCGUGUCGUGCUGUAGCUUUGCUGGCUUUGGUUACGCUGGCUGUUGCAUGCGCUAUGAUGAAGCAACGGACGGAUCUUCCCAGCAAGGCUAAGGGCCCAUUGCUUGAAUUCCGAGCUAUGCGUGAGCCGACCUACUUUGCUUUGGUGAUGGGUAUGGUGCUCAGUUUUUGCGGUGUAUACAUACCAUACUAUUACAUCCAGUCGAGGGCCACUGAGAGCAAUGUCGAUCUACAUGGCAUGCAAUCGUACUACUUGGUUAUCUUGCUGAACGCUGGCGGCUUCUUUGGUCGACUCCUCCCAGGCAUCAUAGCGGACAAGAGAGGCCCACUGUUUAUACACGCCACGGUUGUUGUGGUCGCUGGUGUUCUGCUCUUCGUUUGGCCCUUCGUACUUAACCUACCUGGCUUGGUUAUUUUUGCACUGUUGUAUGGAUUCUUCUCGGGAGGAUUCACGUCCCUUCCAGCUGCAUCGGUAGCCUAUGCCACCCAAGAUAUGUCAGGAUUCGGAGCUCGAAUGGGAUUUGCAGUGACGAUGAACGGUUUCGGGGCCCUUGCAGGCAAGUUUCCCAACUUCGAACGCUGCUUUGCAAUUUGUGCUUCCGCAUGUCCACCGAUCGCGGGUGCCAUAAUUGAGGCUGGAGAGGGCUAUGUGGGAGCUGCGGUCUUUGCUGGACUAACGGUUAUCCUCGGUGGAGUUCUACUCGUAAUCGCUGGCAGUAGAUGCCCAGGGGCCUGGGAGAAGUUUUCUGGAGGAAUCCUGACUUUCACCUCUCGGAAUAGUCCCGAGUAA